Molecule: messenger RNA, 3801 nt
Organism: Salvelinus fontinalis (brook trout)
Lineage: Eukaryota; Metazoa; Chordata; Actinopteri; Salmoniformes; Salmonidae
Gene: dync2li1
Product: dynein, cytoplasmic 2, light intermediate chain 1
Exons: 13
Coding region: 136-1230 (364 amino acids)
Biological process (GO): intraciliary transport involved in cilium assembly; intraciliary retrograde transport
Cellular component (GO): cytoplasmic dynein complex; axoneme; ciliary basal body
Molecular function (GO): dynein heavy chain binding
Source: RefSeq, a predicted model, not a curated record
UCGAACUGCGACGUUGCCCAGCGCAACGUUUACCGAUCCGAGGCGACUGAUAUGUAAACGUCAAGCUAGUCCUUCAUAUUUUCAAACAACGGGGCAAUCAAACUCAAGUCUUUACAUUUAAUUUAAAGGUAGUCAAUGCCAAAGAUAAGUAGUGACACGCUAUGGGAGUUGGCCUCUGCGGAGGUUCAGAGUCGGGAGGACGGGACAGGAGGGGAGGAGGAUGGCGGAGUUGAUCCAGGGUCACUCAACGAGAGAACCGUGUUCUUCAUUGGGAAUAAAGCAGGGGGUAAAACUACAAUUUUGCUCCGGUGCCUCGACAGGGAUGAACCUCCUAAACCAACUCUAGCGUUGGAGUACACCUUUGGUAGACGGGCGCGAGGACACAACACUCCCAAAGACAUAGCUCACCUGUGGGAGCUGGGAGGAGGUACCUCCCUGUCAGACCUGGUUCAGAUCCCCAUCACUGCUCAGAAUGUUAGGUCUCUGUCUGUGGUGCUGGUUCUGGACCUGUCCAAGCCCAAUGCUCUAUGGGGAACCAUGGAGAGGCUGCUUCAGACAACACGGACCCAGGUGGAGAAAGCUUGCUCCAAGCCACAAAGGACACUAGAGUCCAAAGCUGGGUCCAAGCAGCAGGCCCAGAACAGACCCCUAAUGGUCCUCCCUAAAGACCACCCGGACAGAGAGCUGAUCAACCCCUUCCCUGUUCCACUGGUGAUUAUUGGCAGCAAGUUUGAUAUAUUUCAGGACUUUGACUCGGAGAAGAGGAAAGUGAUCUGCAAGACCCUUCGGUUUAUUUCUCAUUACUACGCAGCUUCUUUAAUUUUUACCAGCAGCAAGUCUGAGAGCUUGAUGUCCAAAACUAAGAGCUUAUUCACACAACUAGGAUUCGGGACAGAGAAGGGGAAAUAUAUGUCCUCUGACCUCAGUAAGCCUCUAAUCAUUCCUGCUGGGAUGGACUCUCUCAGCCAGAUAGGUUCUCCCCCAACCACAGAUGUGGACAUUGGGACUCUUCAUGCUAAAAACCCUCUAGAUCUGUGGAAGAAAGUGUUUGAGGUCGUUUUCCCUCCUGAGAACACCAGUGACCACCACAGAGAGCUGAAGGACCCAGCAAAGGACCCCCAGUAUAGUGAGCCCCAGAUUGACUCCAUGAGGGCCCAGAAAGACACGGAACUGGAUCAGUACAAGAGAAACGCGUCCAAAUCUUGGAAAGGCCUGGAACUGGAGACCUAAUUUAAUGGACUCAUCAGCUCUCUCAUCCAAUGAGAUCGAAAUAACAGAAUGUUCUAAGGCACCGACAGACUUCAGCCAUGGCAGAUACCUAUCCAGUCUUUUAAUAAACUGUACAGACUUCAGCCAUGGCACAUACCUAUCCAGUCUUUUAAUAAACUGUACAGACUUCAGCCAUGGCACAUACCUAUCCAGUCUUUUAAUAAACUGUACAGACUUCAGCCAUGGCAGAUACCUAUCCAGUCUUUUAAUAAACUGUACAGACUUCAGCCAUGGCAGAUACCUAUCCAGUCUUUUAAUAAACUGUACAGACUUCAGCCAUGGCAGAUACCUAUCCAGUCUUUUAAUAAACCCAACAGACUUCAGCCAUGGCAGAUACCUAUCCAGUCUUUUAAUAAACUGUACAGACUUCAGCCAUGGCAGAUACCUAUCCAGUCUUUUAAUAAACUGUACAGACUUCAUUAUCAUAUACUGUAGAACAUUUCAUAUUGAUUGUUUUGGCUUCAUACAGUUGAAGUCGGAAGUUUACAUACAUCUUAGCCAAAUACAUUUAAACUCAGUUUUUCACAAUUCCUGACGUUUAAUUAUAGUAAAAAAUCCCUGUCUUAGGUCAGUUAGGAUCACCACUUUAUUUUAAGAAUGUGAAAUGUCAGAAUAAUAGUUGAGAGAAUGAUUUAUUUCAACUUUUAUUUCUUUCAUCACAUUCCCAGUGAGUCAGAAGUUUACAUACACUCAAUUAGGAUUUGGUAGCAUUGCCUUUAAAUUGUUUAACUUGGGUCAAAUGUUUCGGGUAUCCUUCCACAAGCUUCCCACAAUAAGUUAGGGGAAUUUUGGUCUAUUCCUCCUGACAGAGCUGGUGUAACUGAGUUAGCUUUGUAGGCCUCCUUGCUUGCACUCGCUUUUUCAGUUCUGCCGACAGAUUUUCUAUAGGAUUGAGGUCAGGGCUUUGUGAUGGCCACUCCAAUACCUUGACUUUGUUGUCCUUAAGCCAUUUUGCCACAACUUUGGAAGUAUGCUUGGGGUCAUUGUCCAUUUGGAAGACCCAUUUGCGACCAAGCUUUAACUUCCUGACUGAUGUCUUGAGAUGUUGCUUCAAUAUAUCCACAUAGUUGUCCUACCUCAUGAUGCCAUCUAUUUUGUGAAGUGCACCAGUCCCUCCUGCAACAAAGCACUCCCACAACAUGAUGCUGCCACCCCCGUGCUUCAUGGUUGGGAUGGUGUUCUUUGGCUUGCAAGCCUCCCCCUUUUUUCUCCAAACAUAAUGAAUGUCAUUAUGGCCAAACAGUUCUAUUUUUGUUUCAUCAGACCAGAGGACAUUUCUCCAAAAAGUACGAUCUUUGUCCCCAUGUGCAGUUGCAAACCGUAGUCUAGCUUUUUUAUGGCGGUUUUGGAGCAGUGGCUUCUUCCUUGCUGAGUGGCCUUUCAGGUUAUGUCGAUAUCGGACUCGUUUUACUGUGGAUAUAGAUACUUUUGUACCUGUUUCCUCCAGCAUCUUCACAAGGUCCUUUGUUGUUGUUCUGGGAUUGAUUUGCACUUUUCGCACCAAAGUAUGUUCAUCUCUAGGAGACAGAACGUGUCUCCUUCCUGAUCGGUAUGACGGCUGCAUGGUCCCAUGUUGUUUAUACUUGCGUACUAUUGUUUGUGCAGAUGAACGUGGUACCUUCAGGCGUUUACUCCCAAGGAUGAACCAGACUUGUGGAGGUCUACAAUUUAUAUUCUGAGGUCUUGGCUGAUUUAUUUUGAGUUUCCCAUGAUGUCAAGCAAAGAGGCACUGAGUUUGAAGGUAGGAAUACAUCCAAAAUACAUCCACAGGUACACCUCCAAUUGACUCAAAUGAUGUCAAUUAGCCUAUCAGUAGCUUCUAAAGCCAUGACAUAAUUUUUGGGAAUUUUUCAAACUGUUUAAAGGCACAGUCAACUUAGUGUAUGUACAUUUUUGACCUACUGGAAUUGUGAUACAGUGAAUUGUAACAUUAGAAGUUAAAUAAUAUGUCUGUAAACAAUUGUUGGGAAAAUGACUUGUGUCAUGCACAAAGUAGAUGUCCUAACUGACUUGCCAAAACUAUAGUUUGUUGACAAGAAUUUUGUGGAGUGAUUGAAAACUCCAACCUAAGUGUAUGUAAACUUCAGACUUCAACUGUACAUAGAUGUUCCUAUUCAUACAUACUACUGUUACAAGUAGGCUAUUUUGAAAAAGAUUGUUUACUUGACUUUUUUACAACAAGAAAGAAAAACAAAUGAUUUAUUUUUAUAAGGAGAUCCCAACAGAUUGCAACAUACUGGCAUGUCACUUUCUGCGAGUGGAAAUACAUUAGAUAUACAACAAUAUACCUUUAAGUAAUAACAGCAUUACAGUAGUAUUACUUCUUUAUACUGUCAGAAUCAUUUACUAGAUUUGUUGCCAUACUUCCAGUAGAGACGUCACAUUUACAGUGCAUUCCGAAAGUAUUCAGACCUCUUGACUUUUUCCACAUUGUGGUACGUUACAGCCUUAUUCUAAAAUGGAUUAAAUAUAGUUUAUGUCUCAUCAAUCUAUACACAAUACCCCAUAAUAAAGCAACAACUGUUUUUUAGA